UUGGUGCAGCGGCCGUUGGGCUGAGUGCGCUCACCCCACCCCUCCCCUCCUCGGGCCCGGACCCGCCACCCGGCCGGGCGCAGCCCCAACCCCAGCGCCAGCCCCAGCCCCAGCCGGGCCCGUCCCGUGCGGGCCCGUGCCGCCCCCUCAGCCGGCGACGCCCCGGGCCGCCCGCCGGCCCGCCCGCCCGCCACCAUGGAGCUGGAGGACGGUGUGGUGUACCAGGAGGAGCCCGGCGGCUCUGGGGCCGUGAUGUCGGAGCGGGUGUCUGGCCUGGCCGGCUCCAUCUACCGCGAGUUCGAGCGGCUCAUCGGGCGCUACGACGAGGAGGUGGUCAAGGAGCUGAUGCCGCUGGUGGUGGCCGUGCUGGAGAACCUGGACUCGGUGUUCGCGCAGGACCAGGAGCACCAGGUGGAGCUGGAGCUGCUGCGGGACGACAACGAGCAGCUCAUCACCCAGUACGAGCGGGAGAAGGCGCUGCGCAAGCACGCCGAGGAGAAAUUCAUUGAAUUUGAAGACUCUCAAGAACAAGAGAAAAAGGAUUUACAGACCCGAGUGGAAUCUUUAGAAUCUCAAACAAGGCAACUUGAACUCAAAGCAAAAAACUAUGCUGACCAGAUUAGCAGACUUGAAGAAAGAGAAGCAGAAUUGAAGAAGGAAUAUAACGCAUUACAUCAGAGACACACUGAGAUGAUCCAUAAUUAUAUGGAACACUUAGAAAGAACAAAACUUCAUCAGCUCUCAGGGAGUGAUCAACUAGAGUCCACAGCUCAUAGUAGAAUUAGAAAAGAACGUCCUAUAUCACUAGGGAUUUUCCCAUUACCUGCUGGAGAUGGACUGCUUACACCUGACACUCAGAAAGGCGGAGAGACCCCUGGAUCAGAGCAAUGGAAAUUUCAGGAAUUAAGUCAACCACGUUCUCAUACCAGCCUGAAGGAUGAACUUUCUGAUGUUAGCCAAGGAGGAUCUAAAGCUACUACUCCAGCAUCAACAGCUGCAUCAGAUGUGGCCACACUUCCUACUGAUACUCCCUUAAAGGAAGAUAAUGAAGGAUUUGUGAAGGUUGCAGAUACACCAAAUAAAUCAGAGAUAAGCAAGCAUAUUGAAGUACAGGUAGCCCAAGAAACUAGAAAUGUAUCAACAGGCUCUGCUGAAAAUGAAGAGAAGUCAGAAGUUCAAGCGAUCAUUGAAUCCACUCCUGAGUUGGAUAUGGACAAAGAUCUGAGUGGAUAUAAAGGCUCAAGCACUCCCACCAAAGGCAUAGAGAACAAAGCUUUUGAUCGUAAUACAGAAUCUCUCUUUGAAGAACUGUCUUCAGCUGGCUCAGGCCUAAUUGGAGAUGUGGAUGAAGGAGCAGAUUUACUAGGAAUGGGUCGUGAAGUUGAGAAUCUUAUAUUAGAAAAUACACAACUGUUGGAAACCAAACAUGCUUUGAAUGUAGUGAAGAAUGACUUGAUAGCUAAGGUGGAUGAGCUGACCUGCGAGAAGGACGUGCUGCAGGGGGAGCUGGAGGCUGUAAAACUAGCCAAGCUGAAGCUCGAGGAGAAGAACAAGGAGCUGGAGGAGGAGCUUAGGAAAGCUCGUGCAGAAGCCGAAGAUGCACGGCAAAAAGCAAAAGAUGACGAUGAUAGUGAUAUUCCCACAGCCCAGAGGAAGCGGUUUACUAGAGUAGAAAUGGCCCGCGUUCUAAUGGAGAGAAACCAAUAUAAAGAGAGAUUGAUGGAGCUUCAGGAAGCUGUUCGAUGGACAGAGAUGAUUCGUGCAUCAAGAGAAAAUCCAGCCAUGCAGGAAAAAAAAAGGUCAAGCAUUUGGCAGUUUUUCAGCCGACUUUUCAGCUCUUCAAGUAAUACUACUAAGAAGCCUGAACCACCUGUUAAUUUGAAAUACAAUGCACCCACUUCUCAUGUUACUCCUUCUGUCAAGAAAAGAAGCAGCACCUUAUCUCAGCUCCCUGGGGAUAAGUCCAAAGCCUUUGAUUUCCUUAGUGAAGAAACUGAAGCUAGUUUAGCCUCGCGCAGAGAACAAAAGAGAGAACAGUAUCGUCAGGUAAAGGCACAUGUUCAGAAGGAAGAUGGUAGAGUGCAGGCUUUUGGCUGGAGUCUGCCUCAGAAGUACAAACAGGUAACCAAUGGCCAAGGGGAAAAUAAGAUGAAAAAUCUACCUGUGCCCGUCUAUCUCAGACCUCUAGAUGAAAAAGAUACAUCAAUGAAGCUGUGGUGUGCUGUUGGAGUCAAUUUAUCAGGUGGAAAGACCAGAGAUGGUGGUUCUGUUGUUGGAGCAAGUGUAUUUUACAAGGAUGUUGCUGGUUUGGAUACAGAAGGCAGUAAACAGCGAAGUGCGUCGCAGAGUAGCUUAGACAAGUUAGACCAGGAACUUAAGGAACAGCAGAAGGAGUUAAAAAAUCAAGAAGAAUUAUCCAGUCUAGUCUGGAUCUGUACCAGCACUCAUUCAGCUACAAAAGUUAUCAUUAUUGAUGCUAUUCAACCAGGCAACAUCCUAGACAGUUUCACUGUUUGCAACUCUCAUGUUCUGUGUAUAGCAAGUGUACCAGGAGCAAGAGAAACAGACUACCCUGCAGGAGAAGAGCUUUCCGAAUCUGGACAGGUAGACAAAGCAUCUUUAUGUGGCAGCAUGACCAGCAAUAGCUCAGCAGAGACAGACAGCCUGUUGGGGGGCAUCACAGUGGUUGGUUGUUCUACAGAAAGUGUGGCAGCAGCUGCCACUUCCCCGAGUACCAACGGUGCUUCUCCAGUGAUGGAAAACCCACCAGAAAAGGAAGCAGAAAACAGUGAGGUUGAUGAAAACAUUCCAACAGCAGAAGAAGCAACUGAAGCCACAGAAGGCAAUGCAGGGUCAGCUGAAGACACCGUGGACAUCUCCCAGCCUGGCGUGUACACAGAGCACGUCUUUACAGAUCCUCUGGGAGUUCAAAUCCCGGAAGACCUCUCACCAGUGUAUCAGUCAAGUAAUGACUCAGAUGCAUAUAAAGAUCAGUUAUCAGUAUUGCCAAAUGAACAAGACCUGGUGAGAGAAGAAGCCCAGAAAAUGAGUAGCCUUUUACCGACUAUGUGGCUUGGAGCUCAGAAUGGCUGUUUGUAUGUGCAUUCAUCUGUAGCCCAGUGGAGGAAAUGUCUCCAUUCUAUUAAACUUAAAGAUUCGAUUCUCAGUAUUGUACAUGUGAAAGGAAUUGUUUUAGUGGCCCUGGCUGAUGGCACCCUUGCAAUCUUUCACAGAGGAAUUGAUGGGCAGUGGGAUUUGUCAAACUAUCACCUGUUAGACCUUGGACGGCCUCACCAUUCCAUCCGCUGCAUGACUGUGGUACAUGACAAAGUCUGGUGUGGCUAUAGGAACAAAAUCUAUGUGGUUCAGCCAAAGGCUAUGAAAAUAGAGAAAUCCUUUGACGCACACCCCAGGAAGGAGAGCCAGGUGCGGCAGCUUGCAUGGGUGGGUGACGGUGUGUGGGUCUCCAUUCGUUUGGACUCCACACUUCGUCUCUAUCAUGCACACACUUACCAGCACCUACAGGAUGUGGACAUUGAGCCUUAUGUAAGCAAAAUGUUAGGUACUGGAAAACUGGGCUUCUCUUUUGUGCGGAUCACAGCUCUUAUGGUGUCUUGCAAUCGUUUGUGGGUGGGAACAGGAAACGGUGUCAUUAUCUCCAUCCCAUUGACAGAAACUGUAAUCCUCCACCAGGGACGCUUACUGGGGCUGAGGGCAAAUAAAACCUCAGGAGCACCAGGAAAUCGUCCUGGAAGUGUAAUCCGAGUGUAUGGUGAUGAAAACAGCGAUAAAGUGACUCCAGGGACAUUUAUACCCUAUUGUUCAAUGGCGCAUGCACAGCUUUGCUUCCAUGGGCACCGGGAUGCUGUGAAAUUCUUUGUGGCAGUCCCAGGUCAAGUCGUCAGCCCGCAAAGUGGCAGUAGUGACACAGAUCUAACAGGUGACAAGGCAGGGCCAUCGACACAGGAGCCUGGCAGCCAGAUGCCCUUGAAGUCUAUGCUCGUCAUCAGUGGAGGAGAGGGCUACAUUGACUUCCGGAUGGGUGAUGAAGGUGGAGAAUCAGAACUUCUUGGAGAGGAUCUUCCACUUGAACCUUCUGUCGCCAAAGCAGAAAGGAGUCACCUGAUCGUGUGGCAAGUGAUGUACGGCAGUGAGUGAGCACAUCGGAAACAGGUGGAGACAGGGAAGCUGUCUCUUCUGCAUGGUUUAGUUUCUCUUUGCCCCUUGAUUUAAUGCUCUCUUUGUGAAAGAAGUUUCACCACAUACUGUGUGAGCAUUUUUUUUCCUGUUAACUCUAUAUUACAGAACCUGUCCUGCCAUAACAAGACAGGAACGAGCUGUGUUACUGCACCAGUGUUCUAGGCAAUUUCAGUAUGUUAUGAACAAAUCAAAGAAUGUUUCCUCUCUGCAAACCGGUGAAUUAUAGAAAGCAAUCCAGAUGUGGUUCACUCUGCCACAGUUCAUGUCACUCACUUUGUUUGAUAUGGUCACUUUUUAGCUGUCGCUAAUAAUGGAAUUAAUGGGAACACUUGAUAAGUGAAAUUGUACCAUUAAGUACAAUAAUGAAGUUUUCCCCAAUGUAUUAUAAAAUUGACACAAGCUAGGAUUAGGUGGAUUAUCAGGAUUUCUCUAAAUGUCCCAGGGGGCUAAAAGCUAACUGUAAAUUACUUUAACUUUCACUUUCAAAUCUGACAAAUCUUGUUUAUAUGGUAUAUAAAACCUUGUUUUCAUCAGAUUUGGGGGGUUUUAUAUUAAAGAAAUUAAGACUACACUAUUUAAAUAAAAGUUUCCUGUUUCUGACUUAUUAGAGCUCUAAAGUUUAUGAGGCCUGCUCUCCGAAUAUUCUGAUGAUUAUUUUUUGAGACUAGUCUCACUCAUUUUCAAACUGACGUGUCUGAAACGUUUAUUAUUUAUAAGGCUCAGAAGAUCGCUUCAAUAAUGGGAAUAAUGGGAGGAUUUUUUUUUUUUAAGGAAAUUGUGUUCUGGGUUCCUGUAUCAGUGAAUGGUGGUGAUUGGUUGAGGUUUUUUUUCCACGUAAAAAAUUCACCUAUUUACCAAUUGUUCUUGGACUGCUCUUACCAGUGAAUAAGAGCAAAGCUGCAGUGGAGAUAGAGUGGCCUAUGAACUGAAUAAGGGAUUUGGUGAGAAACCGUAUUUUCUCUUGUUCUGUGUAAAACUACAGAACAGCUAGCACUUGAUAUUUCGUAUGUAAAUGCCACCUUUAAGCUUUUGUGCUCUUUUGAGAUUAAAAUGCCAUCUUCCAAGAGGAAAACUGUGAAGGGGAAGAAGACAAAGCCGAGAUACCAUAAAGUAAAAGCUGACAUGUUCAUCUUCUUGCAUGUACCCCCCAUUUAAAAAACCAAGUCUGGGUGUAACUGAUUUUCUUGUUUCAUAAGUUUUCAGAAACCGUUAUGCUGCAGUUUUCCCCUCUCCAGCUUCUUGAAAAUGUGUGAUUUACCGUUUCCUUAAGCAAUAGUAAAUACAAAUUUUAAGUGUUAUUUUCAAAAUCUAAGCCUGUUGAAUAAAGGCCUCCCCGUUAUCAGAAGGACUCCCUGAAGGAAAAGUAAGCAAGCACAGGCCUCAGACUGUAUUAAGUGUUCUUAAGUGCCAGGGAUUUGUUCUUUCUGAAUGUCAUGCAGACAUAGUUGUAAAAAGUAUGCCAUUGUCCUUCAAGCAUCUACAGGAUUAAGCUAGAUUAUAAAUACGUGGGAUUUAAUGAGCUGGAGGAUCCGUUGGCCACAUGUGUCUAUAAGCACAUCGUGUACACAGUAAAGUUGUGGUCACUCUAGAUGGCCAGAAGGAAAAACUCCUUUGGUAGAAGCUGUACUAAAAGGAUAAUUUUUUUGCUUGAGGUAUUCAGUCACUUUUCUUCAAGGCAUCAAAACUUAAGCCACUUAUCCAUAGCUUGGAAGCUAUGUUUUUAAUUUAAAUCUGAGCCAUUUUUGGCAAUACCUAAAAAAAAAAACCACCCACAUUGUUAAACAUUUUUGGGGAAUGUUGUAUAAAUUCACAAAAAGGAGACACCAAAGUGUUUGGGAAUAUUAGUCCCAAGAAGUAAGCAUCCCAGAGUCAGACUCCAUUUGCUGUUCAGUCUUUUACGUGUUUGUAUGACCAAAUGUAAUUUGGGAAAUCAGGAGUUAAAGGUGAAAAAUACAAACAUGUUACAGUGGUUCUGAUUGCUCUUUUUAAACUUACUGGCUUUAACGUAAGGAAUAUCGGGGUGUAGCUAUUUUAUCUAAAGCUGUCAGAUUAUCUGUAGCCCUGUUAAUUAACUUCAGGGACUAGAGAGAGUACAGAAAUGCCUGUACGAGUUGUUUUAAGGGCUUGUCCUUAUUAUUUGUAAUUUCAUUUAAAUAUUUUCCACAGAUUGCUUUACUUCCCCCCUUUCCCCAAUAAUAGGCUUAUAUUCUUGUAAUGUUCACUUUGGUCGAGGUGGUAACGUUCACUUCGGUAACCAAAAUGUAAGUUUCUUGCAAGCAGCAAAGUGGUUGGUGUAAACUGCCUGUAGCUAGCAACUCAAGGGUAGAGAAGAGUCUCGAACACCUUGGGCUGGUCUCUCCAUGUAAAAAAAUGAUCGAUUGCCCCUGGUUGGAAGAAAUAAGGGAUACCCGAGAAUGUUCUUGUUUUGUUAUGCUUGGGUUAUGUAUGAGGUUGAACCAUGUGAAACUGCCGGUGCUCGACCAUUGCCAAUCUACAAAAAUGUCAGUAUCCUGUACACCAACCUCACACUUACUAUGAAAUGCAGGUUGAAAUCCCCGUGAAGCAAAGGGAGAAUAUUCUUGAAGAACACCGUUUUGAGAGUGUUUUUCUCCAACCUGUGUGGAUCUGAAUUUUUUAAAUAGGAACGAAUAUCUUAAUAGAUGCAGCUUGUUGAGAGUGUAAAAAUAUUUUGAGCACAAAGUAUGCGGCACAGAACUUUUCAAAUUAAGUGUGUUUGCAUAGAAAAGAUUAAAAUACAUUCUCUCAGUUGCUAUAUUGUUCAUUUCUUGUAAAGGUCUAACUGCAUUUGAGAAUAGACCCUUUAACAUAGGCUGCCUUAGUAACAAAACAAAGCAAAACAGUUGUCUCAUAAUAUUAACUGUCCUAAAGAAUGUGCGUCUUUCUUGCAAAUGCUGUGGAACUGAAUAUUUAUUUCCUUGUGAGUAUUAUGAUCGUUACCAAAGGACUCAAGCAGAUUUAGGGCUCUUCUUAAUUGAUCAUGUUGAGAAAGGGACUCAUUUGGCCCCAGUUUAUAACAUGGGAAGAGUAGAGAAGAGAGAAUUAAAUGUGGAAAUCAUAAAUGCUUUUCUAACAGGGUUAUGCUAUUUUGUCACACUAAACGUCUUUUUCUUUCUCUUAAAAAAUUAAGUUUUUAUUAUUAAUUUUGUCGUACAUUUCUCAAUAUAUUUGAAUAUAUUUUAACCAUUUUAUGUUCUGAAUUUGUUUUUUGUCCUAGACAUUUUAUCCAGACUUUUACUGGCCUCUAUAAUCUGAAAAAUGGGUUCUAGAGUGUCCCACUUGUUGUCUCUUAGAGGCUGAGGCUUCAUUUCUAUGAGCAAAAAGCUCAUUUAGCAAUGUAGUUAUUUCAGUAUUUAUUUCUAUUAUGGAACCCCUGGGGUUCAGAAUGUAACUUUGUACAUGAAAUAUAUAUAAAUAUGUAUAUGAAACAUG
Mirounga angustirostris (Northern elephant seal) is the source of this 7650-nucleotide messenger RNA. RefSeq names its product sperm associated antigen 9 (gene SPAG9). Gene Ontology annotation, molecular function: kinesin binding; MAP kinase scaffold activity; JUN kinase binding. The transcript is spliced from 30 exons. NCBI's taxonomy places the organism in Eukaryota, Metazoa, Chordata, Mammalia, Carnivora, Phocidae. Gene Ontology annotation, cellular component: cytoplasm. The coding region runs from base 196 to 4158 and encodes 1320 amino acids. The record is from RefSeq and is a predicted model, not a curated record. Gene Ontology annotation, biological process: vesicle-mediated transport.